Molecule: messenger RNA, 917 nt
Organism: Prorocentrum cordatum
Lineage: Eukaryota; Dinophyceae; Prorocentrales; Prorocentraceae
Source: the annotation of a GenBank genome assembly
GGCCACCUGCAUGCAUCGGCACGACCUGGGAUCCUGCCCCGAGCAGGCGGAGACGCUGGCCGUGAACGCUGGAUUGUUGGCGGAGCAGCUGUACAACACCGAGACGAAGGCGUUCCACUGCGUCAGGUACGGCGACCUGCCCAGCCUUGCCUCGGGCCUCGCAGCGGCGCUGACCGAUGAGAGGGAACCGCUCUCAAAGGCGGAGGCCGCGAUCCAGGGCGCGUGGAUGGAGUCGAACGUGGGCGCGCACGAGCACCACGACCCCAAGGCGGACGAUAAGGAAGUCAAGGACUGGGCCGAGCAGAUGAGGGCGCCACUGCGGGCCAUCGACGUCAUGUGCAAGGGGUCGCACGAGGCGGCGGGGUCCCCAGACAUGCACGCGCCGCCGGCGGAGCCUGGGGCGAGGCGCCCGACGCCGCGCCCGAGCCCGUACAUCCAGCAGCUGCUCCGCGGCAUCCUGCCCCCGACCGCGCUGCAGAGGGCCGAGCGCCGGGCCAGCGCCCCGUAGGCCCGAGCCGGCAGCGGCGCCGCGCCCACGACGCCGGGGGACGCCCCUGCGCACGGCGAGGCCGGGCGCGGCGGGCCCCGAGGCCUGGGCCGGCAAGUAGAUCUUUCAUCCCGAGUCGUUUGCCGAUGGUCCCGGGGCCCAGCGAGGGCCCCCUGAGGCCGAGCACAGCCGAGGAUGCUCCCUCGUGAUGUCUUGCUUCGACGCGAGCAUGUUUGGGACGGCUUGGCCAGGGGUCGGCGUCAGUGUGCGGUUGGCGUGUCCCUGCAGCUCUGAGCGAGGCCAGGGCGCAGACGGCCGCAGCGGCGCCGAUGCGCCGUGAUCGGCCGGCCGCCUCGAGGGACAACGGGGGGUACAGGAGCCCCAAACAUGCUCGCGCCUUGGCAAAACACGACGGGAAGGUCUUGGCCGA